Exophiala xenobiotica is the source of this 1698-nucleotide messenger RNA. RefSeq lists its product as uncharacterized. The coding region runs from base 169 to 1668 and encodes 499 amino acids. The record is from RefSeq and is a predicted model, not a curated record. Gene Ontology annotation, molecular function: antiporter activity; xenobiotic transmembrane transporter activity. Gene Ontology annotation, biological process: xenobiotic detoxification by transmembrane export across the plasma membrane. The transcript has 2 exons. Lineage: Eukaryota; Fungi; Ascomycota; Eurotiomycetes; Chaetothyriales; Herpotrichiellaceae. Gene Ontology annotation, cellular component: membrane.
CUCGAAAGCACUCCCAAAAUGCAUACAGGCUAUCAUCAGUCUGGUUCCUCGUCUUCCCUCCUAUCGACAUUAAAAGCUAUGCUAUCUCGUUCAUAACAUUUGUUGCGGCAGGAGAACGAUUUCUCGACCUCGGUGACAUACGGCUAAGAAUCAGCUCAAGUUGCACAAAUGGCUGGUCGUCGUGCUUCGGAGACCAGUGCUCUUCUCAACGAACAUGGUAUUGAUGACUUCCGGAAGUCCGUGGCCCAAGUCGACCAAAGAAUAUAUGGCACCGCCACAGAAGAAGAGGUGCCUCUGGUGAAGAAUCCCGACUUCGAAACAACAUGGCAAGCCGAAACUGGCCUCCUCGCUCGGUACUCUGGACCACUGAUGCUCACCUACAUCUUGCAAUACUCAUUCUCUCUGACCACUGUCUUCGUCGCCGGUCGCUUGGGUACCAAGGAACUGGGUGCCGCGUCUCUCGCUACGAUGACGGCCAAUGUAACAGGUCUCUGUGUCUACGAGGGUCUGGCAACGAGUCUUGACACCCUUACAUCUCAAGCAUUUGGAAACAGCAAGAAGCAGCUAGUGGGCCUCCACGUCCAACGGAUGGUUCUGCUCGUGUUCGUUGUCACCAUUCCCAUCGGCGCAGUCUGGAUCUGUUCUCCCUGGAUCUUAUCGGCUUUGGUGCCCGAAAAAGACGAGGCAGUUUUGGCGGGCACCUUCAUGCGAAUAUACCUGCUCGGCGCGCCAGGCUGGGCAAUCUUCGAAGCUGGAAAACGAUUGUGUCAGGCACAAGGUGACUUCACCGCCUCUCUUGUGGUGAUCAUGAUUUGUGCCCCCUUGAAUAUCCUCUGGAAUUGGCUGCUGGUUUUCCGCCUCAAUCUGGGAUUUGCCGGUGCUGCGUGGGCCGUUGUGAUAUCGAAUAAUUUACAACCAAUUGUACUUGUCCUCUACGUCGCCUUGUUUGCAAGGUCCAAUUUGCAAUGUUGGCCGGGCUUGCAACUCCGACGAGCAUGCCAGAAUUGGGGUCCUAUGGUCAGGUUGGCCUUGCCUGGUGUGCUUAUGACCUUUUCCGAAUGGCUCGCCUUUGACAUCCUUUCGAUCGCCGCGGGCUACCUAAGUGCAUCCGACCUUGCCGCUCAGUCGGUAUUGAUGACCGUUGCGGUCACAAUUUAUCAUCUCCCUUUUCCCAUCUCGGUUGCUGCCUCGACACGAUUUGGCAACCUCAUCGGAUACGGGGCUCUGAAUGCCGCCAGAACGACAUGGAGAACACACUAUAUCAUAUUCGUCUGUAUUGGAUUGUUCGACGUCAUUCUGCUGACCACAUGUCGACAUGUCAUUGCUGCCAUCUUCACAAAGGACGAGGCUGUUCGCGCUAUCAUUGCCACAGUUAUACCUAUUAUGGCAGCGGCGCAACUCUUCGAUGCUCUUGUCGCCAUUUCCAAUGCCCUUCUGCGAGGUCUGGGAAGACAAAAAAUUGGCGGAUGGGUCAACCUCGGAGUGUACUACCUGUUUGCACUCCCGUUGUCAUUCACACUAGCCUUCGGUCCGCCGCAUAUGGGACUCGGUGGUAUGUGGAUCGGCCCUUGUUGUGGCCUUGGAUGUGCUAGCCUUAUAAUGUUCACCUACAUGAGGUUGACAGACUGGGAGAAGGCCGUGGAGGAUGCCAGAGCCAGGGAGGAGUAGACAGCGUUAUCUCGGACCCCCAUGUUGCUU